Aspergillus pseudotamarii is the source of this 1241-nucleotide messenger RNA. Its product is annotated as putative mitochondrial carrier protein. The record is from RefSeq and is a predicted model, not a curated record. NCBI's taxonomy places the organism in Eukaryota, Fungi, Ascomycota, Eurotiomycetes, Eurotiales, Aspergillaceae. Gene Ontology annotation, molecular function: transmembrane transporter activity. The transcript has 4 exons. Gene Ontology annotation, biological process: transmembrane transport. Bases 43 to 957 code for a protein of 304 amino acids.
CUUAUACUACCGACUACUGUUCAGAGGUCGAAGUUUGAUCUCAUGUCCUCAGACUUCUGGGCUGGCUACCUUAGUGGGGCCAUCGGGAUCAUCAUCGGAAAUCCUCUGGAUCUUAUUAAAGUUCGAUUACAAGCAAGUCGUGCUACAGAUGCAGCUGCAACAUUUCCGCACCGGCACUUGAGCCGCUUUGAGAGCACCAGCUCCCUCGUGCGAGGUGCUGCGGCUCCAAUUCUUGGAUAUGGGGCUCUAAACGCUAUACUUUUUGUUGCCUAUAACCGGUCAUUGAUGCUCUUGGACAGUUCUGUGAUAGAUCCCACAGACCCUCAAGGAAUUACACUGUAUAAAUUAUGGCUUGCUGGUGCUGCAGGCGGAGUGGCCAGCUGGACUGUGUCGUCUCCGACUGAGUUUAUCAAAUGCCGAACGCAACUUGACACACGCCCGGGAGUGUCUUCUUGGACCGUCACCAGAGAUAUUGUCAGGACCCUUGGCUGGAGGGGGCUUUAUUUCGGAGGAGCCAUAACCUGUGCUCGAGACUCUAUUGGCUAUGGAUUUUAUUUUUGGACUUAUGAGUAUUGUAAACGUCUGAUGGCCUCUAAGGACGACAAUGCACAGCAAGCGGCAAUGAAAGUACUCCUGUGCGGUGGUGUUGCUGGAGUAGCUACGUGGGCUUCAGUUUAUCCGCUGGACAUGAUCAAGACCAGAUUGCAGGCGCAGGGGCUCCCAUCACGCCCUGAAGACCAGCCUCUGGUGCAGUCUCGAAAUGAGAGACAGACGCUGAACAGUUUUCAGCUCGCUAGGGAGACAUAUCGGACAGAAGGGCUGAAGGCCUUCUAUCGUGGGUUAGGAAUAUGCAGUGUAAGGGCAUUCAUAGUAAAUGCUGUCCAGUGGGCAAGCUACGAGUGGCUCAUGAGAUAUCUCAACAACCCAUGGAAUCAGACACAUGCACAAGUUUCAUAAAUAGGGAUAUACUCCGGAGUAGAUCGUCUACAAAAAUUAAGUUAUGUCUAUGUAUUGCGACUUGUAAGUAAUACUCGCCCUAACUAAAUAGUGGCCGGUUAGAGUGGAGCUCAAUAUACGAAUAUCCGAGAAACGGCGAUUCCGAUCGGGUCACCGCAAGACGGAAUCAGCGUACUCGGUAAAUCGGGCGCCAAACUCUGGCGGUUUUCGGCGCAUGUGGUUUCACGUGUUUCAUGUGACCCUGCCAAUUUCUGAUUGGCUGAAAGGACUUGAGCUAUGCAACC